Messenger RNA from Empidonax traillii (willow flycatcher), 1455 nucleotides. RefSeq names its product transmembrane protein 159 (gene LDAF1). Lineage: Eukaryota; Metazoa; Chordata; Aves; Passeriformes; Tyrannidae. The coding region runs from base 1 to 660 and encodes 219 amino acids. The record is from RefSeq and is a predicted model, not a curated record. The transcript is spliced from 6 exons.
AUGCGCUCCAAGCCCUGCCCGGCCCCCGCGGGGAGGAGACAGCGGCGGGAGGGCGGCGGCGCUUCGCUGGGCCCCGGCAGGCCCGGCAGCGAGCGGGGCCGCGGUCCGGGGGGCAGAGCCGCAGGAAAAUUGGAUGGCUGGGUGAGAACUGGUAGUCCAGAGGAAGAGAUCGUGGCUGAGGAUUGUAACAUAUCUAGAGAAAUGCAGGAACUGCAGAAGCAAUGGCACUCCGUGGUGCAGAUCAUCCACAGCAACGCAAAUGUUGUUGCCUUUAUGAAUUCUCGUAUUGGCCAAUAUUUAGAUGACCAUCCUUUUGUUGCGUUGUCACUCCUGAUGUUUAUUGCAGUGUCUGCUAUCCCCGUGUCAUUUUUCCUGAUUUUUGUUGUUACAACAGCUGUGAUGGCCUGUAUUGGUGUGAUAGUCAUGGAAGGUGUUGUGAUAGCCAUAGGUGGCAUAGCGCUCCUGUGUGUGCUGUGUGGCCUGGGGGCACUUUCCCUGGGAGUUUCUGGAGUGCUGAGUGUUUCUUACAUUGCACUUUCAACUCUGGUCAACUACUGGUAUUCUUCCAGGGGUCAGCUAAGGAAGCAAGAUGUUAAUGGAAGUUUGCCCCAGAAGAAGUCAGGCUUGGAUGUCUCUGCCAAUAAUGGAAAGAGUGAGUAAGUGGGUUUGUCCCCACUUCCUCCAUAGGCACUUAACUGUCCAGCUCUGACCUUCAUUAUGUAACUGCUUACUCGUUGAGCAUUCAGCCUUUGUGUGCUCCUUCUGGGAACUGACAAGAAUCAAUGUACAUCUUACAUCGUCACUGUAAAAUGGAUGCUAAGAAUAACCAUUAAGCAGCAGUGUAUUGCAACAGUAAGUGUAUGUAAAUGAUGGAAUGCUCCACAGAGUUUGGUGAAGGGAUGUGAUAGUCACUGGUCCUGUUAAGUCAGUGGUAAUUAGGGGAAAGAAGGAGUAGGGGUUUGAUUUCUCGUUAGUUACUGGAGUUCUGGACAUACUCUCUUGAAAUUUGUGUGCAGGAGUUGGUCAUUUUGAAACAGAAGUACCAAAGCUCAGAACAGCAGAGAUGCAUUUUGAAUGUGGGGAAAAAAAUACUUGCAAGCCUUAACAGCCUUUGUUAAAAUAGUAUGAGCAUACCAUGCUUUAUAUUUAUUAUACAGGGAAAAUUGGGUUUUGUCAUAUAUUAAGUCAUGCUCUAAGCUUUUAUCUACCUUUAGAUGUUGCAUUAUUCCAAAGGGAUAUUUUCCUUGUUCUCAUUGCCUCAUUAUAGCAAUGGCAUGCUUAAAUAGUGUAUUUUUUUCCUCUUUGUUUAGGUAUUUAAACUGCCUGGUUUGCUUCUCAGUUGUAACUCCUUGUAUGUUAUUUAAACUUUUUCUGUUGUUUUUGCAAAAGCUAUUAUAUUUUUAAGCAUUAUGAAACUAACUGUAUUAGUUUAAUAAAGUGCUGUUUGUUUAACCA